AUGUCGACCGACAAGAUUACCUGCCUUCUGAACUGGCACGCCACGCCCUACCAUCUGCCCCUCUUCCUCGCCGAGAAGCUCAACUACUUUACGGAGGAGGGCAUUAAGGUUGCGAUCCUCGAGCCCAACAACCCCUCGGACGUGACCGAGAUCAUUGGUUCCGGCAAGGUCGACCUCGGCUGCAAGGCCAUGAUCCACACCAUCGCCGGCAAGGCCCGUGGGUUCCCCAUCAAGGCUAUCGGCACCUUCCUUGACGAGCCCUUCACCGGCGUCGUCUACCUCGAGUCCCAGAGCGGUAUUACCACUGAUUUCCAGAGCUUGAAGGGUAAGCGUAUCGGAUACGUCGGCGAGUUUGGAAAGAUCCAGCUCGAUGAGCUGACCAAGUACUAUGGCAUGGUCCCUGCUGACUACACUGCUGUCCGUGUCGGCAUGAACGUCACCGGUGCGAUCAUCCGUGGCGAGAUUGAUGCCGGUAUUGGUCUUGAGAAUGUCCAGAUGGUUGAGCUGGAGGAGUGGUCUGUCCUUCAGGGUCGUUCUCGUGAUGAUGUCAAGAUGCUCCGUAUUGAUGAGCUUGCUGAACUGGGAUGCUGCUGUUUCUGCUCGAUCCUGUUCAUCGGCAAUGAAACCUUUAUCAACAACAACCCCGAAAAGGUCGCGUCCUUCAUGAAGGCUAUCAAGCGCGGUGCAGACUACAUGUUUGCCAACCCUGCCGCCGCCUACGAGCUCUUUGUCGAGAUGAAGCCCCACAUGGACUCUGUUGUCAACCGCAAGAUCUACCAACGCUCCUUCCGCUACAUGUCGCGCGACCUCAAGAACGUCCAGCGUGACUGGGACAAGGUCACCCGGUACUGCAAGCGACUCGAGAUUGUCGACGACUCGUUUGUCCAGAACAUGACCAACGAGUUCUUGACCUGGCCUAUGCAGCCCGAUACCCCCUCGGGGUUCAUCCACCCAACCAUCGAUACUGGCGUGCUGGCCAAGUGUGGUGGCUGCGACCGCGGCGCGGACUUGCGUGUUGCUGCUGUUGAGGCGUAA
Linnemannia hyalina is the source of this 1035-nucleotide messenger RNA. The record is from the annotation of a GenBank genome assembly. NCBI's taxonomy places the organism in Eukaryota, Fungi, Mortierellomycota, Mortierellomycetes, Mortierellales, Mortierellaceae.